Molecule: messenger RNA, 828 nt
Organism: Penicillium taxi
Lineage: Eukaryota; Fungi; Ascomycota; Eurotiomycetes; Eurotiales; Aspergillaceae
Product: TIP41 family protein
Exons: 3
Coding region: 1-828 (275 amino acids)
Biological process (GO): TOR signaling
Cellular component (GO): cytosol
Source: RefSeq, a predicted model, not a curated record
AUGACUUCUAAACCUCCCACGGCGGCGCCCCAGGGCUUUGCGGCCGUCUAUCCUACCAAAAGGCCGCAGCAGACAGUUAUCAAAGGGUUUCGGAUCUCGACACAGAAGCUCCCAAUUCUGAAGGCAGACCCUAUCGAUGAGAUGACACAAAAGCUGGGAAUUGCGCCACCAGAGAUGAUUUUUGGUGAUAACUACGUGAUGAUCGAGCAUGAGAAGAGCGGCUGGGGAAUCAACUUCAACGCAUUUGAUGCCUUAGAUUUAGUAGACAAGACCGGACAGUCCAUGUUGCAGGUUGCGUACUCCAAAGAGUGGCAGAAGAGCAGGGAGAAGACCCACGAGGGCAUCAAAGAAAUCGUGAAACCAUUCGACUGGUCCUACAGCACCGAUUACAAGGGCACCCUAAGCCCCAAUGCGAAAGCAUUCGAAGAAACCACAAAUGAAAUUCCCAUCGAGUUACUGAAACGUCCAGAUCCUAUCCUCUUCUUCGACGAAGUUGAUCUCUACGAAGACGAACUCGCUGACAACGGCAUUGCUCUUCUCAGCUGCAAGAUCCGUGUCAUGCCAGAACGCUUGCUUCUACUGCAACGGUUUUUUAUGAGACUUGAUAAUGUACUGAUUCGGGUUCGAGAGACUCGAGUGUAUGUUGAUUUUGAAAGCCGUGAAGUGAUCCGGGACUAUCAAUCGAAGGAGUGUUCCUAUGAGGAAGCCAGGAAGACCUUGGCGACUGCUCGAGAUGAUAUCCCAGCUUUGAUGCGAGAUGCCAAUAAGUUGUCGGAGCUGCUUCCUGUUGUCGAGAAACGAACAGAACGAGUCGUUCUUGAUGGAUAA